CGCACCACCCUCCCUCCAUCCAUCGGCGCACAACAACACGACGCGCGUGUCACUUGAGCAGAGAGCACUAUGAGCGUGUAGAUGAGAGCUGCUGGAUGUUGAAAGUCUCUGCUGCUGCAGCCUGAUGAUCUGACACCUGCUCAGUAGUGUGGACCUGUGGGCCUUUUAUCGCCAGGAAGUACGAGGGAAGCUCUCUAAAAGAAAACAAGAAGGACAGAAGAGAAGAGGGACUGACUGCAACAGCAGGAACUUUUACUCACAACUCUCCACUGUCCUCGCUGCUCUCCAGGGUCGUCACAGCUUCACCGAAAUGAAGCUGAAGGAGGACCUGAACCCCAUGCUGCUGCUCCUCUUCCACAUCAUGGUGUGGAUCUACACCUUCAUCACAUUCCUGCCCUCCUACAUCCUCAGCUUGGUCUCCGGAUCCGACGGGGGCUGCUACGGCUCCGAGGAGGAGCGAGCCAAGAGGCCCAAGUCCCGCUCGGUGCUGGGACGUCCCGAGGGACCCUACAGAGCGUUGGGCGCCACCAAGAGGUUGGCGACGUCGCUGCAACCGGGAAUGGACACCCUGGAUAAGAUGUUUGAGCACUCAGUCGGGAGGUUCUCACACAGACAGUGCCUGGGGACGAGAGAGUUGAUCAGUGAGGAGGACGAGCAACAGAGCAAUGGGAAGGUGUUCAAGAAGGUGGUUCUGGGUGAGUACUGCUGGCUCAACUAUGAGGAGAUGCUGUCAGCAGCGUCCCAGUUCGGCAGCGGUUUGGCAUCACUGGGUCAGCGGCCCAAAAACAACGUGGCCAUCUUCUGUGAGACUCGGGCCGAGUGGAUGAUUGCUGCCCAGGCAUGCUUCAUGCACAACUUCCCGUUGGUCACCCUUUACUCCACACUGGGAGGUCCAGCCAUCGCUCACGGGCUGAAUGAAACUCAGGUCACCCUCAUCAUCACCAGCAGAGAGCUCCUGGAGACCAGACUCAAGGCUAUCCUAAUUGAAGCUCCGAGGCUGCAGCAUAUCAUUGUAGUGGACAACACACCAACCUCAUGGCCCGGCUAUCCACGUGGCAUCAGCAUCCACAACAUGGCUGCUGUUCAGAAGCUGGGAGCCAGACCGGAGAAUGCAGCACGUGAGCGCCAGCAGCCGCUGCCUUCAGACGUUGCCGUCAUCAUGUACACCAGCGGAUCCACCGGCAAACCAAAGGGCGUCAUGAUCUCCCAUAGCAACCUCAUCGCUGGCCUCACGGGCAUGGCCGAGCGGAUACCCAACCUCGGUGUGGACGACACCUACAUCGGCUACCUGCCUCUCGCCCAUGUACUGGAGCUCAGUGCAGAGCUCAUAUGUAUUUUUCACGGCGGUAGGAUCGGCUAUUCGUCACCUCUGACUCUAUCUGACCAGUCGACCAAGAUCAAGAAAGGAAGCAAAGGAGACGCCAGCGUCCUGAAGCCCACUCUGAUGGCAGCGGUCCCGGAGAUCAUGGACCGUAUCUAUAAGAAUGUGAUGACCAAGGUGGAGGAGAUGAACUGUGUCCAGCGAACGCUCUUCAUUCUUGCAUACAACUACAAACUGGAUCAGCUCGCCAAAGGCUACAGCACACCUCUAUGUGACAAGCUGGUGUUCAAGAAAGUUCGCUCUCUGCUGGGAGGUCAGAUGAGAGUGUUGUUAUCAGGUGGAGCGCCGCUCUCCGCCGUCACGCAGCGCUUCAUGAAUGUGUGUUUGUGCUGCCCGGUGGGUCAAGGAUACGGCCUGACGGAGACCUGCGGUGCUGGAUCCGUUAGUGAACUGUGGGAUUACAGCACUGGGAGAGUGGGAGGGCCACUGGUUUGCAGCGAGAUCAAACUCAAAGACUGGGUGGAAGGUGGCUACAGAAGUACUGACAAGCCAUAUCCGAGAGGAGAGAUUCUGAUUGGUGGAGCCAACGUAACCAUGGGAUACUACAAGGACGAGGCGAAAAACCAAGAUUUCUUUGUAGACGAGAACGGCCAGCGGUGGUUCUGUACGGGAGACAUCGGAGAGGUUCACGAAGACGGGGGCUUCAAGAUAAUUGAUCGUAAGAAAGACCUGGUGAAGCUGCAGGUGGGAGAGUACGUCUCGCUGGGAAAGGUGGAGGCCGUGUUGAAGAACUGCCCUCUGGUCGACAACAUCUGCGCUUAUGCCAACAGUGAUGAGUCAUACGUGAUUGGGUUCUUGGUGCCCAAUCAGAAGCAGCUGCUGACUCUGGCUGAUGAUUAUGAUAUCCGAGGAUCACGCGAGGAGCUGUGCAACAGUAAGCUCAUGGAGGAGCUGGUCCUCAAGACCAUCACCGAGGCUGCUAUAGCAGCCGAGCUAGAGCGCUUUGAGAUCCCUCGCAAGAUCUGCCUGAGCCCAGAGCCGUGGACUCCUGAGACAGGAUUAGUGACUGACGCAUUCAAGCUCAAACGCAAGGAGCUGAAAACACAUUACAAGGACGACAUCGAGAGGAUGUACGGUGGGAAAUAACAACAAGGACCAGCACAGCGAUGUUCAUUCUCAAAGCACAGACCAACACUUGACUCUGAACACUCUCACUGCUCCCUUAUAUCCUUAGCCAUGAACAUAAGAGCCGUCGUGACCUGAAACUGUGGUAAAUUUUAACAGAAAUAAGCUGAAGGAUAGGGUGCUGCCAGUUCCGUCACGGAAGUAACUUUUACUUGAAUUUGUAACUAAAGAAAGGCUGAAAAAUAAAACUCCACCACUGCUG
Sebastes umbrosus (honeycomb rockfish) is the source of this 2708-nucleotide messenger RNA. It is a transcript of the gene acsl3a, whose product is annotated as acyl-CoA synthetase long chain family member 3a. The record is from RefSeq and is a predicted model, not a curated record. Bases 311 to 2467 code for a protein of 718 amino acids. Gene Ontology annotation, molecular function: long-chain fatty acid-CoA ligase activity. Gene Ontology annotation, biological process: long-chain fatty-acyl-CoA metabolic process; long-chain fatty acid metabolic process; neuron differentiation. Gene Ontology annotation, cellular component: endoplasmic reticulum; plasma membrane; lipid droplet. The transcript has 15 exons. Lineage: Eukaryota; Metazoa; Chordata; Actinopteri; Perciformes; Sebastidae.